Messenger RNA from Sclerotinia sclerotiorum 1980 UF-70, 2484 nucleotides. RefSeq lists its product as hypothetical. Gene Ontology annotation, molecular function: ATP binding; ATP hydrolysis activity. Bases 1 to 2484 code for a protein of 827 amino acids. NCBI's taxonomy places the organism in Eukaryota, Fungi, Ascomycota, Leotiomycetes, Helotiales, Sclerotiniaceae. The transcript is spliced from 3 exons. The record is from RefSeq and is a predicted model, not a curated record. Gene Ontology annotation, biological process: SNARE complex disassembly; Golgi to plasma membrane protein transport; intra-Golgi vesicle-mediated transport. Gene Ontology annotation, cellular component: Golgi stack.
AUGAAUCUCCGUAAUAACCUCUUUGGCCAAGGGCCAAGAGCUUCAAGAGGGGAGCAACAACCAGCAGGUUAUGGUAGAGCUCCAGCACCUCCUCCUCGGGAAGACACUGCUAUGAGUGGCUACGAUGAGGUAAAAUAUAACCCUGCUGGACGUGGACGACAAUUGCCUAUGACCUCACCAAAAGCUGCAACGAGGCCAGCUCCUGGUAUCGGCGGUCCAAUAUCCCACAGGAGAGCACAACUAAAUAUCGCCAAAAUCGAAGAUAAAACAAAGGCGAAUCUAUACAUUUUUGGCAAUUUGUCCGCAGUAUCUCCUAUGGACUUUCCACAUAACCCAGAUGGAUCGGAUAUAUACCUUAUAUUGAAUGGCAUGUUUGUGGUUACUGCAAGGCCCCUGGAUGGCUUUCCUCCAGGAUGCAUUAGUUUGUCGGAUCCACAGCGAACGUGGUGUAAUGUUGGAAUGUUGGAUCCAAUAAUCGCAGAAACAUACGAUCCCUUCAUUCAAGGGCCUUCAGCAUAUCUUGGUGCUCUUGACGUUGAGGUUGGAUUUGCCUCGGUGAAGAAGAUCUCAGAUAUGCCCUAUGACCAGGAUGAACUGGCCAGCGUGUUCAUCAAGUGGUUCGAGAACCAAAUUUUUGCUCCUGGUCAAAGGCUGUUGAUGGAUUUCAAAAACGUCCCUUUGUCAUUUCUUGUAAAAACAGUACAGUUAUCUGACUUGAGGAUGGAAAAAACCGCCGAGCACUCUCCAACCGUCAGUGCUCCACAGGCUCGGGGUAUCUUAGUGAGGACGACACCCAUCACAUUCUACAAAGAUGCAAAAUCGCCUAUUAAGUUAAAGGGUUCGAGUAAGCGGCCGGCCGCUAAUUCUAUCAUUGCACCGGACUUCAAAUUCGAAAAUAUGGGCAUUGGUGGUUUAGAUACAGAGUUCAGUGCCAUUUUCCGAAGAGCUUUCGCUUCUCGCAUCUUUCCCCCUGGUUUAAUUGAGAAAUUGGGCAUUCAGCACGUGAAGGGUAUUCUUCUCUUUGGUCCUCCGGGUACUGGGAAGACGCUUAUUGCCCGUCAAAUUGGAAAAAUGUUGAACUCAAGAGAGCCCAAGGUCAUCAAUGGUCCCGAAGUACUUAAUAAAUACGUUGGUCAAUCCGAGGAAAACAUUCGAAAGCUCUUCGCAGAUGCCGAAAAGGAGUACAAGGAAAAGGGAGACGAGAGUGGCCUCCAUAUCAUCAUUUUCGAUGAAUUGGAUGCUGUAUGCAAGCAAAGAGGUAGUGGAUCCGGUGGUGGAACUGGUGUUGGAGACAGUGUCGUCAAUCAACUGCUGUCUAAACUUGAUGGUGUUGACCAGCUCAACAAUAUUCUUCUUAUUGGAAUGACCAAUCGUAUGGAUAUGAUUGAUGACGCUCUUCUUAGACCAGGACGUCUGGAAGUUCACAUGGAGAUUUCUUUGCCAGAUGAAGCCGGAAGAGCACAAAUCCUCAAGAUUCAUACUUCCAAGAUGUUAAAGAAUGAUGUUAUGGAUUCAGAUGUGGACGUUGCUGAACUCGCUCAUCUAACCAAGAAUUUUUCGGGAGCUGAGAUUGGUGGUCUCGUCAAAUCAGCCUCAUCAUUCGCUUUCAAUAGGCAUGUCAAAGUUGGCACCGUUGCAGGAGUUAGCGACGACAUUGAAAACAUGAAGGUUAACCGCAGCGAUUUCAUGCAUGCCCUCGAUGAAGUCAAACCCGCAUUUGGUGUGUCCGAGGAAGAACUUGAAGGUGCCAUGGCAGCAGGUAUCUUACCUUUCAGCAGGCACAUUGAAACCAUUCUCAAAGAUGGCCGUCUGUUCAUCGAUCUGGUAAGACAGUCACAAACGACGUCUCUUUUCUCAGUCCUCCUUCAUGGACCUCCUGGUGCUGGUAAAACUGCCCUUGCCGCAGCCAUUGCCAAAAGCUCGGAAUUUCCAUUCAUCAAGCUUGUUUCCGCCGAGAACAUGGUUGGCUUCGGGGAUGCCCAGAAAAUUCAAUAUCUCAACAAAGUCUUUAUGGAUGCAUACAAAUCCCCUCAAAAUAUUGUUGUUAUAGACAACAUUGAGCGUAUUAUAGAAUGGGUUCCUAUUGGUCCCAGAUUUUCUAAUGCAGUUCUACAAGCCCUCAUGGUUCUUCUCACUAAACAGCCACCAAAUCAACGUCGUCUCUUAAUCAUAGGCACUACAUCUCAACGUAGUGUCCUCAAACAACUCGAUCUCCAACCCAUCUUCAACCGUGAACUCGCAGUCCCCAACGUCAAUACUUUCAACGAGUUAGCAACUAUAUUGCGAGAAGUCCAGGCGUUUGAUAACGAGGGCGAUUUGCAAGAGUCGUUGAAUCAACUGAAACAAUAUACGGAGAGUGACAGUAUUGGCGUGGGUAUCAAAAAGGUACUUUUAGCGGUAGGCGAAGCGAAACAGGAGAAGGGUAGUGUACCAGCUAGGUUUGCCGAUAUUAUGGAACAGUUGAUCGCGAGUAGCAGGGAUUAG